Molecule: messenger RNA, 129 nt
Organism: Parastagonospora nodorum SN15
Lineage: Eukaryota; Fungi; Ascomycota; Dothideomycetes; Pleosporales; Phaeosphaeriaceae
Exons: 2
Coding region: 1-129 (42 amino acids)
Source: RefSeq, a predicted model, not a curated record
AUGGCGUUCCCGUCUCUGCUGUUUCACGCCCUCGCACAAGUGGGUCACAGAACCCUCCCGCUGUUCAGCGAAUUCCGACUGGUCGAUGGCGGCGAGCGUCGUUGCUUGGUCGCUUACCCGCAUACAUGA